This is a messenger RNA of Passer montanus (Eurasian tree sparrow), 13476 nucleotides long. RefSeq names its product dynein cytoplasmic 2 heavy chain 1 (gene DYNC2H1). The transcript is spliced from 89 exons. The record is from RefSeq and is a predicted model, not a curated record. Gene Ontology annotation, biological process: microtubule-based movement. Gene Ontology annotation, cellular component: dynein complex. Bases 1 to 12921 code for a protein of 4306 amino acids. NCBI's taxonomy places the organism in Eukaryota, Metazoa, Chordata, Aves, Passeriformes, Passeridae. Gene Ontology annotation, molecular function: minus-end-directed microtubule motor activity; ATP binding; dynein light intermediate chain binding.
AUGGCCGGGGAGGGGGACAGGAGGAAGCGCUUUAUUUCAGCCACGGCUGCCAACUACUUCGGGCUGGACCCGGCGGGCGGUGCCGCUGCCCUGGCCGCGGGGCUGCAUUCCCGUCCGGAGCUGAGCCGCUUCCUCGACGACGGCAACGAGUUCCUGCUCGUGGUGCAGCGCUCGGGCGCGCAGCUCAGCGCCUCCAACAAGAUUGAAGCUACUGAUUCAAAGAAUAAUGUGUUGGUGUUCUUUAAGCUGAGACCUGAUGUAAUUACUGAAGAUAAUCUUCACAGUAAUAUUCUUGUGUCAUCUAUGCUAGAUUCACCAAUCAACACCCUUUAUCAAGCUGUACGACAGGUUUUUGCACCAGUAUUACUAAAGGAUGAGAAGUGGAGUAAAGCAUUUGAUCCCAAGCUCCAAAAACUUUUAAGUGAGCUUGAAGCUGGCUUGAGUACUGCUCUCAGAAGAUCAGAUCCCAGUUACAAAGGAACAAAAUUUAGUGAAGAUGAUGUGCGAGCUAUACUUACACCAACAGAUGAAUUUCAGUUCUGGAGAGAAUGUGCUCAUCAUGGAAAUAAAGGAUGUAGUAAAGAGAGAGCUUCAUAUUUUAGAGACCUGUUUGAGGACAUUGCAAAAGAUUAUUGCAACUUGGAUACCCUCUCAUUAUUUGAAGUUGUGGAUUUGGUGGAGGCUACCAAGGACACUCUUGAUAGUGUGUGGAGACAAACAGACCACGAUCCUUAUCCACAGUCUCGCAUGCAUAAUCUCUUGGAUGUGAUAGGUGGCUCACUAGGUAGAUUUGUUCAGAGAAAAUUAACAGCUUUGAAUUUGUGGGAGGAUACUUUUCACAGUGUUAAAGAAAAUAUACAGGCUGGCAUCUUGGUUUGUGAACAAUGGGUGUCAGCUUGUGAAUACCUAACUGGACAGCUGUGGCAACAUUACACUCUACAUCCAUGGAAAAAUGAGAAAUAUUUCCCUGAGCUGAUAGCCAAACUUGGACAACGUCUUGAUGAGGUGCUAACUGUUAGAACACUUCAUGAAAAACUUAUGUUCUUUUUGCCAGCUGGAGAAAAAAAUUCUUUACAUCUUUCCCAUGUGUUUGAACCCUUUGCUGGCCUAAAUCCUGUACACUAUAAUCCUUACACAGAGCCAUUAUGGAAAGCAGCAGUCUCUCAAUAUGAAAGAAUUAUUGCACCAGUGGAACAAAAAAUAGCAAGCAAAUUGAAGAAAAUUAUUUCAGAAAUUCAGGACAGUCCACAGCAGCUUCUUCAAAUAUUUCAGAAACAUAAGGAACUGAUAAAGCACCCAAAUAUAAGCAAAGAGUUGCUUUUUGAGAGGGAAACAUUACUGGCAGCACUUCAAGAUUAUGUCAAAGACUAUGAGACAGACUUUGGAACUCGGUGCCAUGGUGUUCCUGGUGAUGUUUCUGGACCACUGUCAGGCAAGAACCUUUCUGAAGUUGUCAAUAAUAUUGUAUGGGUACAGCAGCUGGAGCUGAAGGUGGAUGAUUCUAUCAAGCUGGCAGAGGCUCUUCUGUCUGACUUACCUGGAUUUCAAACUUUUCAUCAAAGUGCAAAUGGUUUUCUGGAACAGUUGAAAGUAUAUGAGCAAGAACAAUUUGAUGAUUGGUCUAGGAAUAUCCAGUCAGAAUUAUCAAAUCCCAAGUCAGGACUUUGUAUCCAAGCUAAUAGCCCUGUGAUGGAGUUGGAUCCCAUUUCUGGAGCAUUAAACAUACUUUACUCAGAUCGUUUGGUGACUCUGCUAAGAGAAGUACGUCAGCUAUCAGCACUUGGGUUUGCUAUACCAGCUAAAAUACAGCAUCUUGCAAAGACUGCACAAAAGUUCUGCAAGCAGGCAGUCAUCCUCAAGCAGGUGGCGCAUUUCUAUAAUUCUAUUGAUCAACAAAUGAUUUGGAGUCAAAAACCAAUGAUGUUACAAUCUGCUCUAGCAUUUGAACAGAUAAUUAAGCAUUCAAAAUCAGGUCCUGGAGGAAAAGCUCAAAUAACAUGGGAUAAUCCCAGAGAACUGGAGGCUUAUAUCCAAAAACUCCAAGGUGCUGCUGAACGGAUUUCCACUGAAAAUAGAAAACUAAGAAAGUGGCACACAAACUUCAUUCAAAAGGUCAUAUCACUUAUGAAUAUUGAUCUACUGCGGCAGCAGCAGCGUUGGAAAGAGGGGCUUCAGGAGCUCCGAACUGGUUUUGCCAGCCUCGAGUCACAGGGUUUCAAAUCAAGUGAUAUGAAAGCCUGGAGACAACACUGGAAUCAUCAACUUUACAAAGCUCUGGAGCAUCAGUAUCAAAUGGGCUUAGAAGCACUCAAUGAGAAUUUACCAGAGAUAACUAUUGAUCUAACAUUCAAGCAAGGUCGCUUGCAAUUCAGACCUCCUUUUGAAGAAGUACGAGCUAGAUAUUACAGAGAAAUGAAGAGAUUCAUCUCUAUUCCAAAUCAGUUUAGGGGAGUAAGUGAGGCAGAAGAUGAGUCUAUAUUCACUGUUAUGACCGAAAGAAAUGCAAAUGGAUUUCUCACCGCUUUCAGUAAAGCAGAAGAUUUGUUCAGAAGGCUGGCAGAUGUUUCUAAUCAAUUCAAGGAAUGGGUUGUAAUUGGCCAAGUAGAUAUGGAACCUUUGGUGAAGACACACCUUUCUAGCAAACAGGACUGGGAAAAAAACUUCAAGGCAUUAAAAGUGAGAGGGAAAGAAGCAGAACGUCUUCCAAGCACAAUCAGAAUAGAUUGUUUAACUGUGAACUGCAACCCUGUGAAAACUGUGAUUGAUGAUUUCAUCCAGAAGUUGUAUGACAUUCUAGUUGUUUCUUUGAGAAAAUCUAUUCAAGCUCACCUCUGUGAUGUUUCUACGUUUCUCACUGAUGCCAUGGAAACACUUGUGAUUAGGCCCCAGACUGUAGAUGAAAUAGCAGAAGACAAUUUAAAAUAUUUAAGCCUACAUGAACGAAAAGAGGGGAUUUUUCUCCUGUUUCAAGAGGCUGAAGAUAAAAACAAACUUCUGCGAACUGUGUCUGGUGCAGGUUUGGACAGUAUCAGUAACCUAAGAGCUACAUGGGAUAAAUUUGAAUUAAUGAUGGAAAGCCACCAGCUUAUGAUUGCUGAACAGAUGGAAGUGAUGAAAGGAAAUGUGCUUUCACGUAUCAGUACAUAUCUUCAAGAUCUGGAAAAAUUUAAAGCUCGCUGGGAUCAGCUAAAGCCAAGUGAUGAUGUAAUUGAAACAGGUGGUCAGGAUGUACUCGAGAAAAGUGCUCAGAUGAUAAAGGAAAAAAAAAAAGAAUUUGAUGAACUUAAAACCGUGAAAGAAAAACUCAUUGAAGAAUGCCAUCAUUUUAAGUUGGAAGAGCCUGACUUAUCAUUGUCAGAAGCUGUAAGUCAAGAUAUUCAGAGUUGUGCAGACGUCUGGGCACUCUAUGAAGAAUUUUAUCAAGGUUUACAGGAAAAGGCCAAAGAAGACUGGAUUACUUUUAGAAGUAAGAUAUACCUAUUUGAAGAAUUUUUGUUUAAAUGGCAUGACAGACUGAGGAAGAUGGAAGAACAUACUGUAAUGACAGUAAAGUUGCAAAAAGAAGUGGACAAAUAUAAGAUGAUAAUUCCACUCCUAAAAUAUGUAAGAGGAGAACAUCUUUCUCCAGACCAUUGGUUGGAUCUCUUUCGUCUUCUGGGUCUUCCCCGAGGCACUACACUUGAAGGUUUGCUAUUUGGAGAUCUAUUAAAAGUGACAGAUGCCAUUAUUGAAAAAGCAAUGGAACUUAAGGAUUUGAAUUGUCGAGCUCAAGGUGAAAUCACAAUCAGAGAAGCAUUACGUGAGCUUGAACUCUGGGGAGUUGGAGCUGUCUUCAUGUUAACAGAUUAUGAAGAUAGCCAAGGCAAGACCAUCAGGCUUAUUAAAGACUGGAAGGACACAGUCAAUCAAGUUGGAGAUCAUCGCUGUCUUCUACAGUCUCUUAAGGACUCUCCAUAUUACAAAGGCUUUGAAGAUAAAGUGUCCAUCUGGGAAAAAAAGCUAGCUGACUUGGAUGAGUACCUGCAGAAUUUAAACCAAAUUCAAAGGAAAUGGGUGUAUUUGGAACCGAUAUUUGGUCGUGGAGCUCUACCCAAAGAACAAGCUCGUUUUAACAGAGUUGAUGAAAACUUUAGAUCCAUUAUGUCAGAUAUUAAGAGUGACAAUAGGAUAACAUCACUGAAUGCCCGGGCAGGAAUAAAAAAUACCUUAACUACCAUUCUUGACCAGCUUCAGAGGUGUCAGAAAUCUCUGAAUGAGUUUUUGGAGGAAAAGCGCUCAGCAUUUCCAAGAUUCUAUUUUGUUGGAGAUGAUGACUUAUUAGAAAUUUUAGGACAGUCCACAAAUCCUCUGGUUAUCCAGUCUCAUCUUAAGAAACUUUUUGCUGGCAUUAAUAGUGUGAGCUUUGAUGAAGAAUUUAAAUACAUAAUUGCUAUGAAGUCUGUAGAAGGAGAAACUGUGCCACUUAGAAAUAAAGUUCUUCUAUCAAAUGAUGUGGAGGUGUGGCUAAACAGUUUGGCUUUGGAGAUGAAGGAGACUCUGAAAAAAAUGUUAAUUGACUGCGUUGAUGCUGGAAAAAAAUCACAAGGUUCAAUUGAUCCAUCGCUCUUUCCUUCCCAGAUUCUUUCCUUGGCAGAACAAAUUCUGUUCACUGAAGAUGUUGAAAGUGCUAUCAAAAACCAUAAUCUGCAACAAUUAGAAUUAGAACUCACGGCUAAAUUGGACCAUUAUACCAGCAUUGGUAGUGACAUAGAAGAUACUGGGAGUACAGAAUCUGGAAUCCUUGAGCUCAAGCUUAAAGCUCUAAUUCUUGAUAUCAUUCAUAACAUUGAUGUGGUGAAACAGCUGAAUCAAGCUGAGGUUCACAGUGUUGAAGACUGGGCUUGGAAGAAGCAGCUGAGAUUUUAUAUGAAUGACCAAAAAUGUUAUGUUCAGAUGGUAGAUGCUGAACUCCAGUAUACUUAUGAAUAUCAGGGGAUUUCACCAAAACUUGUUUAUACACCUUUGACAGAUAAGUGUUACCUAACUCUUACUCAGGCCAUGAAGAUGGGCCUUGGAGGAAAUCCCUAUGGUCCAGCUGGAACUGGGAAGACAGAAUCAGUAAAAGCCUUGGGUGGGAUUCUUGGAAGACAAGUAUUAGUCUUUAAUUGUGAUGAGGGCAUUGAUGUGAAGUCAAUGGGACGCAUAUUUGUGGGCUUAGUGAAGUGUGGUGCCUGGGGGUGUUUUGAUGAAUUCAAUAGGCUUGAGGAAGCUGUAUUGUCCGCAGUAUCCAUGCAGGUUCAGACAAUUCAACAUGCCCUGAAGAAACACAGUCCUGUGUGUGAGAUGCUUGGCAAAAAGGUUGAAAUGGAUCCUAAUUCUGGAAUUUUUAUCACUCUGAAUCCUGCUGGAAAAGGUUAUGGUGGAAGACAAAAACUGCCUGAUAACCUCAAGCAACUUUUCAGGCCAGUUGCUAUGACUCAUCCAGACAAUGAACUCAUUGCAGAAGUUAUUUUGUAUUCAGAAGGCUUUAAGGAUGCUAAAAUACUGGGUAGAAAAUUAGUGGCUAUUUUUAAUCUAGCAAGGGAGCUUCUGACACCACAGCAGCACUAUGAUUGGGGUUUACGAGCACUGAAGACUGUAUUGAGAGGCUGUGGCAGUCUUCUUCAUCAGCUGAAGAAAAGUGAUGCAAAGCAAGAGGUUAAUGAAAGUCACAUAGUGGUUCAAGCUUUGCGACUGAACACUACAUCAAAGCUUACAUUUGCAGACUGCACUCGUUUUGAUGAGUUGGUUAAAGAUGUAUUUCCUGGCACUGAUUCUAAAGAUGUGGAAUAUGCUGAGUUAACUGCAGCUUUGCAACAAGUCUUUGAGGAAGCAAACUUGGAAAUUAUUAGCACACAGAUCAAGAAGGCUUUGGAGUUAUAUGAGCAGCUGCGUCAGAGAAUGGGUGUAGUUAUUGUAGGUCCCAGUGGUGGAGGUAAAUCAACGCUCUGGCGGAUGUUAAAGGCAGCCCUUGGUAAAACCGGCAGAGUAGUGAAGCAGUACACAAUGAAUCCCAAAGCCAUGCCUCGGCAUCAGCUGCUGGGCCGGAUUGACAUGGAUACCAGGGAAUGGUCUGAUGGAGUGCUUACAAAUAGUGCUCGGCAAGUGGUGCGAGAGCCACAAGAUAUUACUUCAUGGAUAAUUUGUGAUGGUGAUAUUGAUCCUGAAUGGAUUGAAUCUCUGAAUUCUGUUUUGGAUGACAACAAAUUGUUGACUAUGCCCAGUGGAGAAAGAAUUCAGUUUGGUUCAAAUGUUAACUUUAUAUUUGAAACUCAUGACCUUAGCUGUGCCUCUCCUGCUACAAUAUCUCGAAUGGGAAUGAUCUUUCUGAGUGAUGAAGAUACAGAUCUUAAUGCUCUAAUAAAGUCUUGGAUAAGAAGUCAGCCUGAAGAAUGCAGAUACAACCUUGAAAAUUGGAUUGGGGACUAUUUUGAAAAGGCUUUAAACUGGGUUGUAAAGAAGAAUGACUUUGUUGUGGAAACAAGUUUAGUUGGAACUGUGAUGAAUGGACUGUCUCAUCUUCGUGGCAGUAGUGAUCGUGGACAGUUUAUGAUUAACUUGUUACGUGGUCUUGGUGGCAAUCUCAACAUGAAGUCACGACAAGAAUUUGCAAAAGAGAUCUUCAGUUGGUCACAAGAGUCUCCUCCUGAUCCAAGGAAGCCUCUGGACACUUAUUAUGACACUGACACUGGAGAGCUAAUGCUGUAUCAGCUGAAAAAAACUGAAAAUCUAACAGCUGAUGACUUCAGUAAUCUCCAAAAUCUUCCUGUCAUCCAAACCCCUGACAUGCAGAGAAGUUUAGAUUACUUUAGACCAUGGCUAGAUAUUAAUAAUAAGCAGCCAUUUCUUCUUGUGGGUCCUGAAGGAUGUGGAAAAGGGAUGCUGCUUCACUAUGCAUUUUCUCAGCUCCGCUCCACUCAGAUCGCCACUGUUCACUGCAGUGCACAGACUACUUCUCAACAUCUUCUACAGAAAUUAAGUCAAACUUGCAUUGUAAUCAGCACAAACACUGGACGAGUGUACAGACCAAAGGACUGUGAAAGGCUUGUUUUGUACUUAAAAGACAUCAAUUUACCCAAACCUGAUAAAUGGGGAACAAGCACUCUUGUGGCUUUUCUGCAGCAGGUUCUUACAUAUCAAGGAUUUUAUGAUGAAAAUCUGGAAUGGGUUGGUUUAGAAAGCAUCCAAAUUGUGGCUUCCAUGUCAGCUGGAGGAACAUUAGGAAGACAUAAACUUACCUCCAGAUUUACUUCUAUUGUUCGUCUCUGUGCAAUUGACUAUCCAGAAAGAGAACAAUUGCAAACUAUUUAUAGUGCCUACUUGGAACCUGUACUACAGAAAAACCUAAAGAAUCACCCUGUUUGGGGUUCUUUACCAAAAAUACAUCAGCUAGCAGGAUCUAUGGUUCAGAUCUAUGAACAGGUACGAGCAAAAUUCACAGUUGAUGAUCACAGUCAUUACCUUUUUACACCAUGUAUUCUUACUCAGUGGGUUCUUGGUUUAUUCAGAUAUGAUUUAGAAGGUGGUUCAUUGACACAAACUGCAGACUUUGUAUUGGAAGUUCUUGCUUAUGAAGCACGCCGCUUGUUCCGUGACAGAAUUGUUGGCACAAAAGAACUUCAAGUAUUUGACAACAUUUUGACCAAUGUGUUUCAAGGUGAUUGGGGCUCUGAUGUUCUGGACAAUAUGGCAGAUACCUUUUAUGUAACUUGGGGAGCUUGUCAAGAGGCAUUCAUCACACCAGGCCAGGCACUACCACCACAUGGGAGGCCACUUGGCAGACUAAACUCAACAGACCUGAAAGAUGUUAUUCAAAAAGGUAUAAUUCACUAUGGACGAGACAAAAAAGAGAUAGAUAUUUUACUGUUCCACGAAGUCCUCAGUUAUAUGUCCAAAGUGGACAGAGUGCUGAGUUUUCCUGGAGGAUCACUUCUUUUGGCAGGACGGAGUGGUGUAGGUCGUCGAACAGUUACCUCUUUAGUCAGUCAUAUGCAUGGAGCUGUUCUGGUUACUCCCAAAAUUUCCAGAGGUUAUCAGCUGAAGCAGUUCAAAACUGAUCUUAAAUAUGUGAUGGAGCUUGCAGGCAUUGAAGCCCAGCAGGUGGUAUUGCUGCUUGAAGACUAUCAGUUUGUUCAUUCCACUUUCCUGGAGAUGGUCAACAGUUUACUGUCCUCAGGAGAAGUUCCUGGGCUGUAUCAAAUAGAAGAAUUGGAACCAUUGCUAUCUCCUCUGAAGGAUCAAGCUUCGCAAGAUGGAUUUACAGGACCAAUUUUCACCUACUUCACAUACCGGAUCCAACAAAAUCUGCAUGUUGUCUUGAUCAUGGAUUCUACCAAUUUAAAUUUCACAAUAAACUGUGAAAGUAAUCCAGCACUGUAUAAGAAAUGCCAGGUUUUAUGGAUGGAAGGCUGGUCAGAAGACAGUAUGAAAAAGAUACCUGAAAUGCUUCUGUGUGAUUCAGAUGAGCAAGAAAAGACUGGAAAAACACAAAAAGAAGUUAAGAAAAAACAUUCAGGUCAUUCCGAUUUUCUGAAGUCAUUUUUGGCAAUCCAUGAAUCAUGUAAAAUAUACGGAGCAACGCCUAGCAGGUAUAUGACAUUCCUUCGUGUAUACAGUACCAUCAACAGCAGUAAAAGAAAAGAGCUAAUAAAAAGGCAGAACCACUUGCAGGCAGGUGUUUCAAAGCUGAAUGAGGCUAAAGCCCUGGUAGAUGAGCUGAACAGGAAAGCUGGAGAACAAAGCAUUUUACUCAAAACGAAGCAGGAUGAAGCAGAUGCUGCUCUUCAAGAAAUUACAGUAUCUAUGCAGAGUGCUAGUGAGCAGAAGGCAGAAAUGGAAAAAAUAAAACACCGAAUAGCAGAAGAGGCUGCAGAAAUAGAACAAAGAAAAAGAAAAAUUGAAGAUGAACUGAAAGAGGUUCAGCCAUUGGUUAAUGAAGCUAAAUUGGCUGUUGGAAAUAUAAAGCCAGAAGCUUUGUUAGAAAUCCGGUCGCUGCGGAUGCCCCCUGACAUAAUCAGAGACAUUCUAGAGGGAGUUCUGCGCCUGAUGGGGAUUUUUGAUACAUCAUGGGUGAGCAUGAAAAGUUUCUUGGCCAAAAGAAGUGUGAGGGAGGACAUAGGAUCAUUUGAUGCCCGUAAUAUUCCAAAAGAAAUACGAGCGAGUGUUGAAGAACUUCUUUCUAAAAACAGAGCAUCUUUUGAUCCAAAGAAUGCUAAACGAGCCAGUGCUGCAGCUGCUCCAUUAGCAGCUUGGGUGAAUGCCAACAUCCAGUAUUCCCAUGUCCUAGAGCGAAUUCAGCCUUUGGAAAAAGAAAAGGCUGGCUUGGAAGCUAAUCUCAAGAAAACUGAGGACAGAAAACGGAAGUUAGAGGAUCUUCUGAACUCUGUUGGUCAAAAAGUAUUUGAACUGAAAGACAAGUUCCAGAAUAGAACAACAGAAGCAGCAAAACUUGAAGCAGAACUAAGUAAAGCUCAGAAAACAUUGAAAGCUGCAGAGGUACUGAUAAAUCAACUUGAUAGGGAGCACAAAAGAUGGAGCACUCAGGUGUCAGAGAUAACAGAUGACCUGGCAACGUUGCCUAAAAGAGCUCAGUUAGCAGCUGCAUUUAUUACAUAUCUUUCUGCUGCUCCUGAGGAUCAGAGGAAAAACAGUUUGGAUGAAUGGACCAAAUCAGCCGGCCUUGAAAAGUUCGAUUUACGACGGUUCCUGUGUACAGAAAGUGAGGAGUUAGUUUGGAAAAGUGAAGGUUUGCCUUCAGAUGACCUUUCAAUAGAAAAUGCUCUUGUCAUCUUGCAGAGUAAAGUUUGCCCAUUUUUGAUAGACCCUUCUUUCCGGGCUACUGAAUGGUUGAAGACACAUUUGAAGGAAUCACGUUUGGAAGUUAUUAACCAACAGGACACCAACUUCCUAACUGCUCUUGAGCUGGCAGUGAGAUUUGGGAAGACACUUAUAAUACAGGAAGUAGAUGGAGUGGAACCUGUGCUUUACCCAUUGCUAAGAAAAGAUCUUACUGCUCAAGGACCCCGUUAUGCCAUACAAAUAGGUGAAAAAAUGGUAGAUUAUAAUGAAGAAUUCCGUCUUUUUCUAUCAACAAGGAACCCAAAUCCCUUCAUUCCACCUGAUGCUUCUUCUAUUGUUACAGAAGUAAACUUUACCACAACAGCAAGUGGCUUAAGAGGACAGCUUUUGGCUUUAACAAUUCAGCAUGAGAAGCCUGAUUUGGAAGAGCAGAAGACAAAACUCUUGCAACAGGAAGAAGAUAAGAAGAUACAGUUAGCUAAACUGGAGGAUUCUCUUUUGGAGACACUUGCAACAUCACAAGGCAAUAUACUAGAAAAUAAGGAUCUGAUUGAAUCUUUGAAUCAAACUAAAGCAAGCAGUGCACUCAUCCAAGAAUCACUGGCUGAAUCUUUCAGGCUUCAGAGCUUCCUUGAUAAGGAGAGGGAUGCCUAUCUCCCUUUGGCUGAGAGUGCUAGCAAGAUGUACUUCAUUAUCUCUGACUUGUCCAAAAUUAAUAAUAUGUACCGCUUUAGUUUGGCGGCGUUCCUGCGGCUUUUCCAAAGGGCUCUGCAAAGCGAGCAGGAUUCAGGUAAUACUGAGGAAAGAAUCAAGUUGCUUAUUGACUCAUUGAAACAUACAGUGUAUGAAUAUGUUUGUCGUUGUUUGUUUAAGGCUGAUCAGCUGAUGUUUGCACUACAUUUUGUACGAGGAAUGCACCCUGAGCUUUUUCAAGAGAAUGAAUGGGAGACUUUUACAGGUGUGAUCAUUGGAGACACCAUCAGAAAAUCAGAUUCACAAAGAAGCGCUCGUGACCAGGUUCCCUCUUGGAUAGAACAGGACCGAGUCUGGGCAGUAGCAUCUUUGAAGGUUUCUCUCCCAGGUCUCUAUCAGACACUUUGCUUUGAAGAUGAAAGUCUGUGGCGCACUUUUUCUCAGAGCUCUGUAUGUGAACAAGACUUUCCAUCUCCUGUUGUAAAAAGAAUUUCGUUGUUUCAGCAGGUACUUGUGGUCCAGGCUGUCAGACCAGACAGACUACAGAGUGCCAUGGCUCUUUUUGCGUGUAAAACCCUAGGAAUAAAAGAAUUAUCUCCAUCACCUCUGAAUAUGAAACGUCUGUAUAAAGAGACACUGGAAAUUGAGCCCAUCUUGAUAAUAAUUUCUCCUGGUGCUGAUCCUUCUCAAGAAUUACAGGAACUUGCCAGUGUUGAAAGAAAUACUGAGUGCUACCAUCAGAUUGCCAUGGGCCAGGGCCAAGCUGACCUGGCUAUUCAAACUUUGAGAGAAUGUGCUCGGAAUGGAGAAUGGCUGUGUUUGAAGAACCUGCAUCUCGUUACAUCUUGGCUUCCUGUAUUGGAGAAGGAGCUGAAUACAUUACAUCCUCAACCAAACUUUCGUCUUUGGCUUACUACGGAAGUUCAUCCAAAGUUUACUCCAAUUUUGCUUCAGUCAAGUCUGAAAAUAACUUAUGAAGCACCUCCAGGCCUCAAAAAAAAUCUCUUGCGAACUUAUGAAUCUUGGACACCAGAGCAAAUCAACAAAAAGGGAAAUUUGUCUAGAGCACAUUCUCUCUUCUGUUUAGCAUGGUUUCAUGCUGUAUGCCAAGAAAGAAGAAAUUAUAUCCCUCAGGGUUGGACCAAGUUUUAUGAAUUUUCUUUGUCUGAUCUUCGUGCUGGUUUUGACAUUAUUGAUGGACUCUUUGAAGGUUCCAAAGAUUUUCAGUGGGAAUUUGUUCAUGGCUUGUUUGAAAAUGCAAUUUAUGGAGGUCGUGUAGAUAAUUAUUUUGAUAUGAGAGUUCUUCGGUCCUACUUGGAGCAGCUUUUCAAUUCACGAAUCAUUGGCAGUUUAAAUGCCAGAGGCAAGAAGAUGAGUACUUUCCCGUGUUCGAUCUCUUUACCGAAUUCCUGCAGCAUUUUGGAUUAUCGUAAUAUUAUUGAAAGUCUCCCAGAAGAUGAUAAACCUGACUUUUUUGGCCUGCCAGCUAAUAUUGCUCGUUCAUCACAGCGUAUCAUCAGUUCCCAGGUCAUUUCACAGCUUCGGAUCCUGAGUAGGUCAGUAACUGCUGGCUGCAAAUUUGACAGAGAAAUAUGGUCUACAGAACUUUCUCCUGUUCUCAACCUAUGGAAGAAACUUAAUCAGAAUUCCAACCUGAUCCAUCAGAAGGUGUCUUCUCCUGCAGAACAAAAAGGAUCUCCAAUCUUAGCGUUCAUUAGCCUGGAACACUUCAAUGCCAUCCGCCUUGUGCAGAGCGUCCAUCAGUCACUUGCUUCUUUAAGUAAAGUCAUCAGAGGCACCUCACUACUGAGUUCUGAAGUACAAAGUCUAGCAAUUGCUCUGUUAAACCAAAAAUGUCCUGUUGCCUGGCAAAGUAAGUGGGAAGGUCCAGAAGAUCCUUUGCAAUAUCUUAGAAGUCUUGUAGCUCGAGCACUUGCCAUACAGAAUUGGGUUGAAAAAGCAGAGAAACAGAAACUCUUGUCAGACACCCUUGACCUUUCUGAGCUGUUUCAUCCAGACACAUUUCUCAAUGCCUUACGCCAGGAGACUGCAAGAGUAAUGAAGUGUUCAGUGGACAGUCUUAAAUUUACAGCUUCAUGGAAAGGGCGAAUACAGGAAGGCAAACUCCAAGUUAAGAUCAGUGGCUUACAACUGGAAGGUUGUCGUUUUGAUGGAAAUCGACUUUCAGAAAAUCUGCAUGAUUCUCCCAGUGUGUCAUCUGUUCUCCCUUGUUACAUGGCCUGGAUUCCACAGGAUGCAUAUGGUCCAUAUUCUCCAGAGGAAUGCAUAUCUUUACCAGUGUACACUAGUGUGGAGAGAGACCGUGUGGUGACAAAUAUUGAUGUACCUUGUGGAGGAAACCAAGACCAGUGGAUUCAAUGUGGAGCUGCUUUAUUUUUGAAAAAUCAGUGAUCUGAAACUGCAUCAACUUGUGAAGUUAAGAGAUAUUUAAGCAUCUAAUUUCUUACCUACUUAAAGAGAACUUUAGAUUAGUUGUUUUUCUAUUUUUAAAGCAAUGGUUUAUUAAUUCUUGUUUAUUUUUUUUAAGAUGUAUUUAAAUAAUCCUACUUGAUAGAACUUCACUGUAUCUUUGUGGGAUAUUGUAAGAUUUGAUAUGACACUGUUAAGCAAACUGCUAAUUUGGAUUGUUUCUCUAGAUUGUAAUAUACUGUAUUUCUUUCUUGAAGUUGUUGAAAUCUCUUUUGGUUUGCUCAGAAAUAUUGGAUAAAAUUCAAAGUCAGCAUUUUUUCUUUUAUCUUUUUUUUCAUUAUCUUUUUGAAACUGUUAUUCAUAUGCCUCUGUUAUUCAAUAAAAUAAAAUUUUUAAAAUUACCCCUUUUAACUGAAAUUUAAUGUUUUACUUGAAGAUAAGAAUCAGGAUAAAUGUGUCAGUCUCUUUUAAUGAUGUUUUACUUGUAAUGGUAUUUCUUUGUAUAGGUAGUAAAUAAAAGGAUUUUGAUGAACUUCA